Molecule: messenger RNA, 1464 nt
Organism: Arthroderma uncinatum
Lineage: Eukaryota; Fungi; Ascomycota; Eurotiomycetes; Onygenales; Arthrodermataceae
Product: inner membrane protein OXA1
Exons: 3
Coding region: 1-1464 (487 amino acids)
Biological process (GO): mitochondrial respiratory chain complex IV assembly; protein insertion into mitochondrial inner membrane from matrix
Cellular component (GO): mitochondrial inner membrane
Molecular function (GO): membrane insertase activity
Source: RefSeq, a predicted model, not a curated record
AUGCUCGUCGGGGCUGGUGUUAGGCACUCGAGUGCGGUUGCGCGCGCCGCCAUUUUCAAAUCAACUUUCGCCCAGCGACAGUUCUCUUCCCUUAACUCGGCAAAAAACUCACAGUUCCGGUCGAGGUUGAUUGGGCGAAAUGAUACUGCAUUGAGUGCUAUACGACUUGCCCGGAGUUCAGGGCCUCUCAAAGCCUCCUCCCGAUUCGCAUCCACCUCCGCCGGCACAUCUGCUCUCUCCGGCACCCCAAGUGACCCUGCAAGCACACCUGGAGCAGAAGAUGUUACGUCCGGGGCGGAUGCAUUUUCCGCUGCCAGUUUAUCAGACUUUGAUCUCUCGCUUAUCCCCAAAAAGAUUGGAUACCUAAAGGAGCUCGGGUUGGAUUACGGAUGGGGUCCGUCGUCGAUGGUGGAAUUUCUUCUCGAGAAUUUACAUAUCAUGGGCGGAUUGCCGUGGUGGGGAGCGUCAAUUGCGGCAGCAAUUAUCAUUCGAGCAGCCCUUUUUAAGUCCAUCUUAUCCGCCUCUGAGGUUUCGAGCAAACUUCAAGUCAUAAAACCUCUAGCAACGCCUAUUCGAGAACGUAUGCUUAAAUGUGCACGCGAGAGCGAUAACGUGGGCGCAUUGAAGGCAAAGCAAGAACUCGCUGUUCUUAAUGAACAGCAUAACGUGAAGCCAUGGAAGGCUUUUGUGCCUUUGCUCCAGGUACCAUUCGGUUUUGGGUGCUUCCGAGUCCUCCGAGGAAUGUCGGCUCUUCCUGUCCCAGGCCUGGAUAAUGAAUCCUUCCUCUGGAUACCUACCGUUACCAUGGGUGAUCCGUACUACAUCCUACCCAUAGCGACCAGUGCCAUGAUGUAUUUGGCUCUCAAGCGCGGCGGUGAUGCAGGUACAUCCAACUUGAAUAACACCCAGCUUGGUAAGGCGAUGUUAUACGGCUUCCCCGGUCUCACGUUAGCAACCAUGUCCUUCUGGCCUGGUAUUCUACAGCUCUACUUCUUCACCACCGGUUUCCUUUCCAUGUGUCAAGCCUACCUAGUGACCUCACCCGGAUUCCGCAAGUUUGCCGGCCUCGGUCCUCUCCCUAAAACUACGCUUUUCUCGUCAGGUUCAUCCGAGCCGCAACCUCCCCCAAGCCGAAUCCGUACCAUUUCUACCACAGCUACCUCUGUACCAGAACCGGAGGCACCUAUCCAACCUCAAAAAAUCAGCAUAAUAGAUCGAGCUAUGGACGGCGCAAAGUCAGCUUACCGCGACACAGUCAAGGAGGCCAAGGAGAAAAUGGACAGCAUGUCUGGUGAGAAAUCCGACGCUGACUCCGCUGGCCGCAAGCCACGACUUAGCAAGAAGGAACUCGAAAGCGCUAAGGCGUACGAGGAUCGUCGAAAGGCAGAACUUAGAGCUGAGCGGGAACUGAAGAACCAGCAACUGAGAGCUAAAUAUUUAAAGAAAUCCGAACAAAAGGAAUAA